GUUAUUUACUUCGUUGGAAGACAUAAUACUAUAAGCCAAGACACUGAGGAUCCACCCCAAUGAUGCCCCGUGGAUUACUCCCCGCAUAAAAAGACUUAUUGAGCAGCGCAACAAGGCAUACUACACCAACAACCGCCUGUACAAAAGUCUACGUAACCAGGUCAUCAGGGAAAUCAAGUCGACCAAGAAGACUAAUUAUCCCAAGAAAGUGCACGGCCUCAAGGAAGUCGGCAUCGGUCAGUGGUACUUCAAGCGCGGUUCAUCUCCAACGGGAAGGGGAAUGAAGCACAGCUCCGCCAGGCGAUGAAAAGCUACUGGCAGGAGUACAGCCCAUCAAUAGAGUCCAUGAUGCUUUCGCAAGACGCAACCUACCUCGCUGAGAAUGAGCAGAACGAAAUCCUCUCCUACCUACCUAACUACAGCGGCAAGAAGGUGCUUGAGCUCGGCGCUGGCAUAGGGAGGUUCACGUCCAAGCUGGCAACAAUGGCGGCUCACGUAACCGCUGUGGACUUCACGCAACAAUACAUCGACGAGAACCAGAAGCAGAAUCAACACUUGAGCAACAUUACCUUCAAGUGUGACGACGUCACCAUGUUGGAUUUCCCGGCGGGAUCGUUCGACGUUGUGUUCAGCAACUGGUUGUUCAUGUACUUGAGCGACGAGGAGGUCUCGACGACGUUCAGUAAGAUCUACGACUGGCUCACUCCUGGCGGCUACUUCUUCCUGCGCGAGUCCUGCUACCACAAGUCUGGUAAUGUUAAAUAUACCGAAAACCCGACACUGUACCGCGCACCAUUAGACUACCUACAGAUGCUGCGAGUCUCCUCCAGAGAUAAACCAGGCUGUUACAAGAUCAUUAGAGCCAAGAACAUUCUAGUCUACAUUCAACAUAAUGGUAACCCGAACCAACUGUGCUUUCUAGUCCAGCAGAUGGAGAAUGAAGAGUCAACCCCACUAAAGCAGCAUCUUGAGUCAGUCUUCGCCAUCAACAGCUUCACCGCCCUGGAGAGAGUGUUUGGUUACAACUGGUGCUCUACCGGAGGAGAACUUAGCCACAGGGACUUCUCUGCUCGUCUUGGGUUACGGCCGGGUCAGCGGGUACUGGACGUAGGCUGUGGUACGGGCGGGGCAGCCACCUUCAUGGCCAGACACUAUGGUGUUCACGUCCAUGGCGUCGACCUCUCCUCCGACAUGAUCUUCAAAGCCAUCGAGCGACAAGGGAAACUCGAGUCAAGGGUGAAGCGAAGGAUUCAGUUCGAGAUGAGCAGCAUCAUGGAAGUAGACUACGAGGAUGGCAUCUAUGAUGUUAUUUACAGCAAAGGUACAAUUCUCUACAUCAAAGACAAACAAGAGUUAUUCAAGAAAUUUUACCGGUGGUUGCGACCAGGUGGGACUCUCUUUAUCGUCGACCACUGCUAUACCACCUCCCAGCUGUCACCAGACCUCCUUAACUAUAUCCAGAACAUCAGACAUCAAUGCCUACUGACCAUAGAGUCCUUUGUCGCCCAGCUCAAGGCGGCAGGUUUCGAGGAUGUGAAAACCCAGAACCUACGAGAGGAUUUCAUCAAAUAUAAGGAAAUGGAACUGAAUUUCUUAACCUCUACUCGCGAGGCUUUUAUCCAAGAAUUCUCGCAGAAUGAGUUCAACAAAAUGUUUUCGGGCUUAUCAGCGUCGAACCGAUGGAUAAAAGAAGGACAAUUCGCAUGGGGAGCCUUCACGGCGCACAAGAGAUUCAGGGAGGACCUAAACAACAAGUGAAGUGAAAAGAACGACGCUGAUUGGAUUACAAGAUUUCGACCCUCAAAAAAAAAUCAUAAAGAAAUGAUAUCCAUGCAAAGCAGUCAUUGAAUCUUGCUGUCCUUGGGUAAAGAGCUUUAAAAACGGAACCAAUUUACCAUCAAUAAGAACAGAUUAACAGAAAUUUAUGAUAACCCAACAUAUCAACCAACUACUGUACAGCGUCAGAUAUUACAGUAAAAAAUAAAAAUAAAAUAUGGAUUUAGCCGUCAUCUAUAAAUGUUCUUACAUCAAUAACUACAACCACAACUUGAUGAUGAUAACGAAUACUAUUUUGUUAGCUUUGUAUAACGAAGAGAUAAUAUCAACAUCAGCAAUCGAGAUAAAGCAUUUAAUUGUUAUGUAGACACCAAAUAUUAUUUUCAUGUUAAAAUAAUUAAUCUUCUAUUAGCAAGAUAUCCUUCAAAAACUAUAUACUGUACUACAUUGAUGUAAAAUAAUUGAGAUAAAAACAACGAUUCCCAUCCAUAACAUUACUUACAAAUCAAAUGGUACAGGGGUGAGUCUGCCUACACACCCAGGCAGCCUCAGCCUGUAGUACUCCUAAUACUGUAAAAUUUAAACCAACUAACCUAAACCAUUUUAAGUUAACAAAACCAGUUGCAUCUCUCAGGGAAGAAUGUACUGAUCACUAAACAUAGUUAAGUGUAUGGCAUCUAAACAUUUUAUAAUAGUUUUCUAAAACAGUAGUAUGUUGUCCAAAACCAGUUGCAUCUUUCAGGGAAUAAUGUACUGAUCACUAAACAUAGUUAAGUGUAUGGCAUCUAAUCAUUUUAUAAUAGUUUACUAAAACAGUAGUAUGUUACAACUAUUUUUUUUCAUACGUUACCGCAAGCGGUACAUAAUUAUGAUGACAUAUAAACAAAUGUUAUGUUAGGCUGUAACUCAU
Molecule: messenger RNA, 2686 nt
Organism: Homarus americanus (American lobster)
Lineage: Eukaryota; Metazoa; Arthropoda; Malacostraca; Decapoda; Nephropidae
Product: phosphomethylethanolamine N-methyltransferase-like
Exons: 12
Coding region: 304-1758 (484 amino acids)
Source: RefSeq, a predicted model, not a curated record